GCAAACUUCACCGGCAAGUGUAUGUUUUUCUCGAUUAGUUUGUACAGUUGAAGGUGAGAAGAGGCUACUUCUGGAGAGCUGUAACCAUGGUGCAAGUUGAUGAAGCAGUGAGCGGUUUUGUUGAGGUUCUGCCAAAUUUGGUGUUCAAGUGUAUGUUACUUCUGGCCUGCUACACCGCUGUCCGCUGGUACAUCAGAGAUUCCUACAGGAUUGGUGGUUUCAGUCAGAAGCAUGUGUUCAUCACUGGCUGUGACAGUGGCUUUGGGAACCUCCUGGCCAGACAGCUGGACCAGAAAGGCUUCAGGGUCACAGCUGGAUGUCUCACAGAGAAAGGUGCUGCAGAUUUGGCAGCAUCGACAAGCCCCAGACUGAAGACUCUCCUUGUGAAUGUUACAGACAGUGCUAGCAUUCGGAGUGCCAUGGAGUUUGUGAAGAGAGAGGUGGGGGAGCGAGGCCUCUGGGGGCUGGUGAAUAAUGCUGGCAGGUCGGUUCCCAUCGGACCGACAGAAUGGAUGCACCUGGAGGACUUUACAAAGGUGUUGGAUGUAAAUCUGAUCGGGGUUAUUGAUGUAACCUUGCAGUUUCUGCCUCUCCUGAAGAAAGGCAAGGGCAGAGUGGUGAACGUGGCCAGCAUUUUGGGGAGGCUGUCUCUCACCGGUGGAGGAUACUGUUUGUCCAAAUGGGGUGUGGAAGCUUUCUCUGACAGUCUCAGGAGGAACAUGCAGCACUUCGGUAUAAAAGUGAGCAUCAUUGAGCCAGGUUUCUUCAAGUCUGGUGUAACCAGCGUAGAUCUCAUCAAUGCUGACUUGAAAAGGUUGUGGGCGCGCCUUCAUCAAGACGUUAAGGACUCGUAUGGUGCCACAUACUUAGAUGACUAUAUAAGAAUCCAGGGCUUCUCUAUGAACAUCCUGUGCUCUCCAGAUAUCUCCAAGGUUACCUGGUGCAUGGAGCAUGCUCUCACUGCCCAGCAUCCACGCACACGUUAUGGAGCUGGCUGGGAUGCCAAGUUUUUCUGGAUCCCUCUGUCCUAUCUUCCUUCAUUUGUCUCUGAUUUCAUUAUAAAUCUGCUCCUCCCCUCACCUAAAGACAAAACAAUCAGUUGAAUAAAUAGAGGACAGCGGAUAGUAACAAUAUUGAGUCAAUUUCUUUCAAAUUCUAAAUCAAUUCUCAUCUGUCCAGAGGACUUUUACACAAUUAAAUUGUGUAAAUGUCAUGUUACAAUUAGUUAUCAAUAUGGAGCUAUUAUCUUAAAUUUAAUGCAACUACCUAAAGAAAGCUCAUCGUUUUGCAAGAAAGCUGCAAAUAAAACACAUUUUGUACCAUUUAAAUUCUCAGAGUGCAUUCCUGUAUUUUUUUCUGCAGUGAAGCAACCUUUUGAUAAAUUUCGCCAUCUGCUGGUCAUACUUAAAAUAUUGUCAAAAACUCACUGUACUGUUCAGAUAAACUAUUCU
Poeciliopsis prolifica (blackstripe livebearer) is the source of this 1451-nucleotide messenger RNA. RefSeq names its product retinol dehydrogenase 1 (gene rdh1). The transcript is spliced from 6 exons. NCBI's taxonomy places the organism in Eukaryota, Metazoa, Chordata, Actinopteri, Cyprinodontiformes, Poeciliidae. The coding region runs from base 87 to 1103 and encodes 338 amino acids. The record is from RefSeq and is a predicted model, not a curated record.